UGUGUUGUUUUCUUAGGCCUGACCCGAUGGCUCCAUUUGCCGCUGGCGGUGCCGAUCUGGACCCUUUCGGGGGAAGAGCAGGAGGGAUGAUCGUCGAUCCAUUACGUGCCGGGUUUCCUCGCUCAGGGUUUGACCCCUCCUCUGGUAUUCCUGGAGUCCUUCCCCCUGGUGCUGUGCCUCCUGGUGCCCGCUUUGACCCCUUUGGGCCGGUUGGGCGACACAGACCUGGGCCAGACCCUGAUCACAUGCCCCCACCAGGAUAUGACGACAUGUUCAUGUAGAUGCACUAAUAUCCCAUAGUUCUCGCUGCUCUGCAGUGAUAUGCACUUUGUGUUUGAAUAAACUGGGUUGUGGUGAAACAUAAUUACUCUUAAUAAUUCUGUUACAGAAUUAUUAUUAAAACAAUAACAUAAUUGGUUAUUUUGAUAUUGCCAAAAAAAUAACAACUGAUAAUUCCAUUUUUGUCUGAUUGUGUUCUUCCUGGUUGCUCUUUUUUUGCUACUGACUCGUGCUGCAAUUCUAUAUUAAACUGCUUUUAUUCAAUCCCAUGUGAUUGAUAUUUUUCUGAUAUUAAAGACUGUUAAUCUGCCUGACAGACAAUAAUACAUUUGAAAACAACUUCAUUAAAUAAGGGACCUCGGCCAUAUACUAUUAUAGUUUUUCUGAAUAUUCAAUAUUGUUGUGUU
Messenger RNA from Sinocyclocheilus rhinocerous, 686 nucleotides. Its product is annotated as proteasome inhibitor PI31 subunit-like. The coding region runs from base 27 to 281 and encodes 84 amino acids. Lineage: Eukaryota; Metazoa; Chordata; Actinopteri; Cypriniformes; Cyprinidae. The record is from RefSeq and is a predicted model, not a curated record. The transcript has 3 exons. Gene Ontology annotation, molecular function: endopeptidase inhibitor activity; proteasome binding. Gene Ontology annotation, biological process: proteasome-mediated ubiquitin-dependent protein catabolic process.